AUGGAGGAGUGCGACGGCGCUGAAGUGCAGCCCUGUAUCCGCGUUGACACGGACCCCACCGCAGGCGUCGACUCUAUCGGGCUCGUGUCCUCCAUUUUUGUCUCACGAAGCGCGGCGACAGCCGCCUCGCGCACGCCACCGCAGGAGAGCGAAGUGCCUCCGGCGGCUGCGGUGCAACGAGCUCAAUCCGCUCCACUCCAAGCACUCGCACCUGCUGCGGCCACUGCUGCCUGGGGACCUGCUGCCACGCCUACAGGUGUUGCCGUGAACACAGGGGUGGGUGGUACGCUGUGGCAGCAGGCGUUUGCGGCGCACGCGGAGGCGCUGCUGCACGAGACACAGCAGCAGGUGGGUGAGCUGCGCCGGUACCGGCAGAAGGCCGUGCGAGAGGCCCAGCGGGCUGACGCAGUAGCGGCUGCGAGCCGUGCACUGGAAGUACAGCUCGCGGAAGCGGACGCGAAGCGUGCCGAGGAGCGCACAGCACACGAGCGUGCGGUCAAGGCGCUGUCUCAGCAGGUGCUGCGACUCGAGGAGGCGGUCGGGGUGCUGCGGCGCACAAAACUGGAGCUGCAGCGGCAGAUCAAGGGGGCGCAGACAGCGGCAGCACAGCAGGAGGCGAUGCACCGGCGUGAGCUGCGAGAGGUGCGAAGCGCAUUCGAAAGUGAAAUUCAGCGAAUGCGCGCCGAGCACCACCUGCAGGCAGAUGAGUGGCGCCACGAGCGGCACCGUCUCGAGGAAAAACUAGUCGAGUGUGAUGUGACGGGGGUCGCGGUAUCCAUGCAGCAUAUGCAGCUGAUGGCGCGUCGCGCCGAGCUCGAGCGUAAGCACGAAGCCGUCGCAGCUGCUUCGCUGGUUGCGACGCCGACGCCUGCCUAUGAGGCCGAGGCAGAGCGCGCCGCAGCGGUUCCUCGCGUGGAUGCGGCCACCAGCACUGACGCGGUGGCGCUUCCCACCGCCCAAGCGAUGCCGCAAGAGGACGAUGCCUCGCCAUACACGCGCGUGCAUCGUGACGUGCUGGCGCAGCAGCAGCUGCGGGAGCAGACCAUGCUGUCUGAGCUGUCCAUUGCCGACGCCCGCAUUCAGCAAGAGUCGAAGCAACGACGACUUGCCGAGGAGCGCGUCGUCGAGCUGCUGGAGCAGAGCGAGCAGCUGCGGGAGGCACUGACGGAUGCGGAGGCGGCCGCGAUGAACACGGAACGCGUGUCCGAGGUGGCGAGGCAAGAAACAGCAGUGGCGGUCACAGCCGAGGCGGCUGACGGCAGAGGCAAUGCCGGUCACCAGAUGGGUCGGCGCGAUGCCGUGGCGCACGGCACCGAGCAUGAUCCGCGAGCGCAGGAGAAACUGCUGCAGGAGAUUCAAGACGAGUACGCGACGCUUCGUCGGGAGAGCUCCGUCUUCUUUGGGCGGCACAGAGAGCAGCAGCGUCGGGAGAUGGAGCGGUGGGCUGCCGUGCGCACCGCCGUUGGUGCUGUCCUCCAUGUGGCGGGCUUGCACGACGUUCGGAGGACUCUCGAGGAUGCUCCUGCUGCUGCUGCUGCUGCUGAUACAUCGAAUCUCAGCCGCCUUGGCGAAGUUUUCGCAGACUCCAGUGAGGCGUCGCUCAAUGCCACCCUGGUCGCGCUCGACACUCUCGCCUCCACCCUGCGCUCGCAGCAGGAGCAGCAGCGCCGUCUUUCAACGCUCGAGGAGGCGUUGCGCGUGGCGGAGGCGCAGAACGAGGUGCGUAUCGCGUCCCUUGAGGCCACCGAGGCCCAGUUGCACGAGUCGCAACGCGAGCUUUCGGCGUGGCAGCGACGCCACAACGAUCUAGCGGCUCGCCAGGACGUACACGAUGCGGCGUGGCAAGCGGCAAAGGUGCAGCUGAAGCAGAUCAUCGGUAUUCUGCGGCGUGCGCUGCGAGAGUACGCUCAGCCCCUGCCUGCAUCGUUGACACGGUUGAGCUCUCUGGGUGAGGAUGCCGACAGUGCAGGCCGCCGAGUCACGAGGAGGAGGGACGCUCGCGCGAUGAAGCAGCGGUCGCGGAGCUCACCCGCCUCUGCCGCGUCGCUCGACGGUGUCGAAGACAUCGAAGGCCACGCUGCCAUGCUGCCAACAACGGCCGACGCUGCGCCUGUGUGGGUUUCCGAUGGCGACGCGAUCGCAGACGCGGAUUGGAAGGACCUGCUUCAAGACGCAUUCGUGCUGCCCAAGGUGGCCUGCGAGGGGGACAAGGUGGUGGAUCGCCCUGAAACCGUUGCCGACGGUGAAGGCGAAUCGCUCUCGCGGCGGCGCUCCACACGGACUGCGAGCCUGCCCCUGUCAUCGGCGGCCACGCUGGUCGUCGUGAAAUCCACGGAUGAUGGAAGUGAUGCGGCACACAGUGAAGUGCGCCGUGAUAUGGCGGUGGUGGUGUGGGGCCUGUUGAAGUUGCUCACAGCGUGGCGCGAUCGCCAGCAUACUCUUGUAGGGGCGCGGAAGGCGUUGCAACGGCAACUCGCGGAUGUGACGGCGAAGAGCACCGCCCUGGCAGCGGAGAAGCGAGAGACGGCGACACGCUGUCAACGACAGCUGCGCCUCUCUCGUGCCGUGGAGCAGCGCCGCGCGCAGCAGCUCGAGCAGGCACAGAACGAACUGGAGGACGCGAAACGACGGCACAUGCUCGACAGCGCGCAAGCGCUCCAGAAGGCGGCAGAGUGGGAAGGCGAGCGCGACGCGCUCCGUCGCCGUCUACGCGUCACCGAGGAGCAGCUGAACCACGCCGAGCAGGCGCUCGUGGAGGCAGAUGUGGAUCACAACGCACAGCACGCUUCGCAGGAAGCGCUGCAGCAUGUAUUGAACGACGUCACGGCGGCGCGCGAUCGCCUGGAGCGCCGUCAGGCUGACCUUUGUGUGCACAUUGAGGAUCUAGAAGCACGACUGUCGGUCACGGAGCGGACGCAGACGGACCUGCACGCGCUGAUCACAACAUCCGUGGCGUUCAUUGUGCGACUCUUGGCGGACCACCAACAGCUGCAGGAACACUAUCGAGUUCUGCGCACGCUCGCGUGGACCGAUGCACAGUCGGCGAGGAUGGUCGAGCGCGUACUAGAGAACUGCUGCCCAGAAAGAAGUGAGCAAGCGACGGCACGGGCCGGUGAGAGGGAGCUUCCCUGGUCAACGGGGGCUGCAAGUGGAGUAUCCGCUUCUCCCGCGGGGGCUGCACCGCACUCAGAGACUUCUGCUGCGCUCUUCCGUAUAGCCGGCCAUGUUGUGCGAGCGGUGGUGCGGCUUUCGCAGCUCCUGGCAGCGCGCCAGCGCCUGAGGAGUAACGCCGGUACGCGCCGCAGCGAUGGUGCUCUCCUCUCGCCCUCGGCAGCAGCGGUGGAGCCGGCGUCACUGCAGCCGCUCUUACUGGCGCUGUCCUCCGCCUUUGCGUGGGGUGCUGCGACUCCGGCGCUCAACAGCGCGGCGGCCUCACCCCACGAUAACCGUCUACGGCGCUACACGGCACGCCCAGACUCCUGCGUGCUCCCGGUUGUCCGUCUCCCAGCACCGCUCGAACUUGCAGCCGUCGCGCACACUGAAGCGGCAGAGGUAGAGGCCGGAGGGCAUGCUGGAUUGCCCAAGGUCCGCUUCGACUUCAGCAGUCGCGCGUGCGAGGAUGAGGAGACGCACAUCGGCGCGGACCACCACCACCAGCAGCAGCAGCAGCUCGUGCAGCUCCUCAGCGCUGCGCAGAUUGACAUGCACGCUCCCACGACGCAGCACCUGUGUGCUGGGGUGUUGGCAGCCAGCUCAGCGAGUGCGCGCGCUACGGUGGAGCUCCUGCAGCUCGCCCAAGUGCGCGAAGCCUUGAGUGCGACGUUGUUGAGCCACCGAGAUCGGAAUCGUCUGUCGCUCGCGAAACCACAGCCGAUGCUUCCGGUGCCAGAUCUGCGCCCUCUCCUUCCAGACCGACUCGCCGCGCUCCUUCAGUCACACCUGCAGCGGGCCGCCACGCAGGCCCGUCAAGUGGCGGAGUCGCACAUGCUGGUGCAGCGGCUGAUGCAACACAACGAAACGCUGGUGUCCGCGCUGAAGCAACGGACUAACGAGCACGCCGCCGCCUCCGCGGAGGUGCGGUGUCUGACAUCGCAGCUGCAACUGCAGCAGGCGGAGCGAGCGGAGCGCACCGCCAUGCAAGAAAGGCUGGUCGAAGUGCGCGCAUCACUCCUGCGGGAGCGCGAGCUGCGCCGCGCGGUGGAGGCGCGUCUGGCGGCGUUGCAACAGGCGCGACUUCAGUGGCUCAGCGAUCGAGAGCAGUACAAGCGUGAGGUGUACUCGUUGAACAUGGAGCUGGCCAACACCUCUGUGGGAAGUGCGCCGCCCGCUGGCGAGGAGGCGUGCCCUCUUCCUCCUUUUGCAGAUGGAGGUGGUGCUGAGCCGGCAUUGACCACGUCUGCGCUGUCGAUACAAGUAGAUAACACAACGAUGUCGGACGCCGCGCGCCGCCCUGCGGCACCGCCGUCACACCUGGAUACACUCGCGGACAGUGUAAUGGAGAGGAGGGCACUGUGCGAGCAGGAUAGCGCGCACGGCAGCCAUCCUCAGGUCUGGCGCGCCGCAGCUUCCGCGGCGGAGGUGGACUACCAGCGGAACUCCGAGAACGUCUACUACUACGAGCUGCUCCGAAACGGCCUUGAGCGCGACAGCCACGCUCGCGCCGGGCAUCGUCAUGGAGGCAAUACUGGUGCAUGCAUGGACGCUCCAAAGUGGAGUAGCGCGCAUGGUGAGACACCCCCGUUGCGGACGCUGCAUUACCGCCCUCGUAGCAACUUGCCCACGCCGCAGGAUCUCGCCGAGAGCGGAUCGCCGGACGAUACCCGCUCUGCUGGUGGUGCUCCUGCUGCUGGUGGUGCUGCAGGGGGGGUUCGGUCAACCAGCGAUACCGAUGCGUCCCUGUCGAACGAGCAGCGGCAGCCGCACGGUCCAUCGUGCGCAACGGGCCUUCCGCCGACAGCGGCGAGCAUGGCCACACUGAAGACGACAACGCCUGCGGAACGGCCGCCUGCACCGCAACCGCUGCUAACUUCGGCGAACGCGCUGGAGUUGUACGUGCCAAGCGUGGUUCGCCAGCGUGAGAAGCCCCGCAGCCACAACGCCGAGAACUGUGAGGAGCGACGGCUGGGCACCACCGCCAAAACGACCCAAGCGAGGCAAAAGACUUUUGACAACGAAGGAUUCGGUGUCGUGAGCCACGCUACCGCGACUGCAUCGCCAUCUUCAUCAUUUCCGGCGGAUGUGCCAGCACCAGAGUUGGAUGUUUGCGCCGCAACGCCGCCACCUCUCUUGCCGCCGCCACCGCUGCGAUCCGCAGAGACGCCGGGGGAGGGACGCCGCGGAUCGACGCGUCAGCAGCUACGGAGGUCUGCGGCGUAUGCGGUGGAGCCACCGUCCGCAGUCGCCGCCACCGCACUCUCCAUCGAACGGCGUGAGUGCCUCUGCGUCGGCCGACAUGCGCACAGAGGCGCCUGCAUUAUCGAGGAAGGAGUUUACCUCCACUGGUGA
Leishmania major strain Friedlin is the source of this 5505-nucleotide messenger RNA. RefSeq lists its product as hypothetical. Lineage: Eukaryota; Euglenozoa; Kinetoplastea; Trypanosomatida; Trypanosomatidae. The record is from RefSeq and is a predicted model, not a curated record. The coding region runs from base 1 to 5505 and encodes 1834 amino acids. The transcript has a single exon.